Molecule: messenger RNA, 1121 nt
Organism: Lethenteron reissneri (Far Eastern brook lamprey)
Lineage: Eukaryota; Metazoa; Chordata; Hyperoartia; Petromyzontiformes; Petromyzontidae
Product: androgen-induced gene 1 protein-like
Cellular component (GO): endomembrane system; membrane
Source: RefSeq, a predicted model, not a curated record
GAAGUGAACAUGGUACAUCCCGAGUAACGCACCGGCGUAGCGCCGCAGCCGUAUCAGCUGCUCUUUUCAAUCGAGCACCCAGGAAGCAGCGAAGACGAAGAAGAAGAAACGGAACAAUAGGAACAAUAAGAAGAAUAAGAAUCCAUGGCUGGCCGCUUGAGCACCACGUGGCUACUGGCGCUGCACGCAGCCACCACGACGUGGUACGGCACCACCGUGGCCCUCCACGUGGACAACACCGCCACGCUGCCCGGCUCGCUGAGCUACGGAGGCCACUGGAAGUACCUGACCUUCAUCGACUUGAUUCUACAGUUGGUCUACUUCGGUAUUUGCGUGUUGGUCGAUAUUUUGGCACUCACCCAAGGGAAAGCAAAGGCAAAAGGGAGAAAUGCCCUGCAAACAUUGACGCAACUGCGAGACAACGUUUUUACCACCCUGGCUUUCCCUCUGGCAGCGUUUGUAAUGACCUCAUUCUGGACCAUUUAUGCUGUUGACCGUGAGUUGGUGUACCCGAAGCAACUGGAUGGGAUUAUCCCAAAAUGGCAAAAUCACGCAAUGCACACCACAAUUGUACCAAUAGUGCUGGCAGAGAUGUAUGCAACACGACACGUGUACCCUUCCAAGAAGGCAGGCAUAGCGACUCUUGCAGCUUUCAGCAUCACCUAUGUGUCAUGGAUUAUCUGGGUUAAACAUUAUGCUGACAUCUGGGCAUAUCCAUUGCUGAAUGAAAUGAACUUCGAAGCCAUGGUCAUAUUUUUCUCUUCUUCCUUCAUCAUUGUGAUUGGAUUUUACAUCCUGGAAGAGAAGUUAAACAAUCAAUUUUGGGGUGUGGAGAGAAAAAAGAAAGGAAGAUAAAUACAAAGGCUAACCAGCUUCAUAAUCAGCCAUCAGUAUCUGCUGGUGACAAUAAAACAAUGAAUGAGGAUGCAACAAUAACCACACAACCACAUAUGCGCAAUACAAUGGACUGCAAGAAAACUACUGUAACAGUGCACACUGAAUCCUAUAAUUAUAGCCAACACUGGCAUUCUUAGAAAAUAAUUGUGUGUGGUAAGAAUUUGAAAUGACUGAAUUAUUGUCCAAUAUUGUAUUUUUUAUCAAUAAAUGUCUUUGUGGAUGUA